Molecule: messenger RNA, 4604 nt
Organism: Athalia rosae (coleseed sawfly)
Lineage: Eukaryota; Metazoa; Arthropoda; Insecta; Hymenoptera; Athaliidae
Gene: Dsp1
Product: high mobility group protein DSP1
Exons: 5
Coding region: 1420-2718 (432 amino acids)
Biological process (GO): regulation of transcription by RNA polymerase II
Molecular function (GO): DNA binding, bending
Source: RefSeq, a predicted model, not a curated record
GAGAGGAGAGGAGAGGAGAGGAGAAUUCGAAAUCGGAGGUGGUAGCCGAGUAUAGACCGAAGCUUGAAACCAACGGCACCCGGUAGAGUGAGACGGCUGCGAAGCGCGAGGGAAGAACAACGAGCGAGAGCGAGCGAAGGAGAAGAAGAUAAACGGGAGAGCGGCGGCGAUACCCCCACCCUCGGUCCGUCUCAUCCCCACCCCCCGAACCUCCCCUUCUUCCCCUUACCCGCCCCUACCUCUCCUUCCCACCGAACACGAACCUAACGAACGGCAAGCGUAGCGUCGAGUAGACCGCAUCCCAAGUAACGUACCUUCGUCCUCUCUACCUUCUCUUCCUACCUACGUGGUAUCGCGCGUCGAACGCCGCGUAACCGUCGCCGCCAACGCCGGAUUCGCUUAACCAACCAAAAACUACGAUAUAUCGAUAUACCACCGUGCACAGAGGGGCUACAAAGCCGACGCGCGUGUUACUUCGCCGAGAAACAUCGUCGUUCAUAAGUUUCGUUCGACUCUUUCGUUUAGUUUGAUUUUUAAGUUUUUCGUAAACGUGUGCGGAAUAUAUAUGUAAAAAAACAUACGUACGUACCCGUCUGAGAACUCAUCGUCGAGUAAAGUGUGCUUUAUCGAUAAUAAUAAAAGAAGUCGAGGGGAAAAAGAGCAGUUGAGUGUUUAUCGUAUACGAGGGAAUUAUACGGAAGAUACCGAUAAUAAUAAUUAUAACAAGAGAAACGGCUCUCGAUAUUGUACCAGGGUGGCUUUUGUAAACCUUGUGCGUCUCCGUAGCUAAAGGAGCAGCCCUUUCGGUGUGCCGUGCGCCUGGCGGUGAACGAAUACGAAAACGUUUCGACGGGGAACAGGAACAGGAACCAGCGACCAGCAUCGGCAUCGGCAUCGGCAACGACGACAUCAGCAGACGCCGACAAAACGUUCGUGGUGUGACAGUGUGCCUUGGUAUAUACCUAAUAACUAUAUUUAAGCGGUAUCCGUAUAAAGAGAAAAAAAUAUAUAUACACGCACACGCGCGUAUUCCACACACACACACACACACCCACACACGCACGCACGCACACACACUGUACAUAUAAACACACACGCGCACGCACAAGUUUCACGAUACAGAUAGAUAGAUAGAUAGGAGAGAGAGAGAGAGAGGCAGAGAGAGAGAGAAAGAGAGGCAGAGAGAGAGCGAGAGAGAGAGAGAGGAAGAGAGAGGGAGAGAUAAAUAGACAGAUAGGUAUAUAGAAGAAGACGGAGAAAACGGUUACAUACGCAUACACGCGGGGGAUAAAUAAUUUAGUAAGCGCGCGCGGCAUUAGCUCGACGUACGAAUGAGUGCGUAUAGGGGUGCGUGAGUGUGUGCGUGUUGUGUGAAAUAACCAAACGCCGGAGAUAAAGUGACAGAAGGACGUGUGUGACAUGUCGGAACACCACCGCGUUGGCGGUGGAUGGGGCACAGCGUCCCCGGGAACCCGUGAGGAUGGAUCCGGUGGACCCGUGUGGUGGCCAGCCGGUCUCAACGCGGUAUCACCUGAACAACAACAGCAAAAUCUGCAGCAACAUCAUCAACAUUUGAUCAAUCAACAGCAACAACAGCAGCAGCAGCAACAACAGCAGCAGCAACAGCAACAGCAACAACAACAGCAACAAUUGUCCCAGCAUCACCAGGAUAUCGUCAGAAGUACAGCGGCCGCUGCGGCAACUCAGCAACUUUUCUCAUACAAGAUGGCCUCCAGCUUCCAAAAUCCAGCAACUACCGGCACUCAGUCGACCGUUUCGACGUCCGCGCCGGUGGGAUCGUGUAUGCGGGGGGGUUACGAUUACAGGCUCGGGGGUGGAGGUGGAGGUGGCGGUGGACCCGCGGCACCCCCCAGUGUUCAGUGGUGGUACCCAGGAGGCGUUAUGGAGGCACCGCAAAAUAAUCUUCACCAACAACAGCAACUUCAGCAGAGCCAACAACAGCAGCAACAGCACCUUUCGUCUAUUACUACGCAAGCUUCCACGCCCCCCAUUAUGUCCCCGCAUCAGAUACAGCAGCUACCGCAACAGCAAAAUAAUCUGCAAAAUAACGUGCAGGGCUUACAGCGAGCAAAAAUGCCGAGAGGAAAGGCAGCGGAUGCUAAGCCGAGGGGGCGAAUGACUGCGUACGCGUUCUUCGUACAGACUUGCCGUCAGGAGCACAAGAAGAAGCAUCCCGAAGAGAACAUUGUAUUCCAGGAGUUUUCCAAAAAAUGUGCUCUCAGGUGGAAGACUAUGUCAGACAAGGAAAAGAAACGCUUUCACGAGAUGGCUGAGAAAGAUAAGAAGAGGUACGACGCCGAGAUGCAGAACUACACCCCUCCAAAGGGUGAGAGCAAAACAGGCAGAGGAAAGAAACGCAAGCACAUCAAAGAUCCAAACGCACCCAAGAGAUCAUUGUCGGCCUUCUUUUGGUUCUGUAACGACGAGCGUGGUAAGGUCAAGUCUUUGAACCCGGAAUACGGAGUCGGAGAUAUCGCUAAGGAGCUAGGAAAGAAGUGGUCCGAUGCAGAACCAGAAACCAAAUCCAAAUACGAGGCUAUGGCAGAGAAGGAUAAAGCUCGAUACGAAAGGGAAAUGACUGCAUAUAAAAAGAAGUUGAAGACCGGCGGACCUGGCGUCGGAGCCCCUGCAAUCGCCGUGAAGCAUGACAGCGAGGAGGAUGCGGAGGAGGAAGACGGUGAAGAGGAUGACGAAUAACGGAUGCAGUUGAAACUCUGGUCCACCACCCCGUGUCCUUGAUAUCCCCAAGCAUACCUCACCUACUGUACAUACCAUUGACCUUAGCGUGAGCGUACUUACACCACUAGGAGAACAAAUAACUAACCACCAUCCCCUGAUUAUUUACAAUAAUGAUAAAAGUACCGCGAUUAUAAUAAUUAUUUUAAAAUUGUAUGUAUGAGUGAUGCGAGCGGAGAUUGUAUGAGAGUGACAUUUGUAUUUUAACAUAUUGAUAGUACAUAAAACAUGUGUAAAGUGGUAUAGGAUAGAGGAACGAAAAGAUAACCUAUCAAACCCUUUCGAUUGGGGGGUACAGGGACUUGAAAAACCACCCGCCAAUACUUAUAAUCUGCUCUACUCGCAACGUGAAUCCAAGUGCGGAGAAAAGAGAUAAUUAGAAAAAGAGGAAAGAAUGACAAAAAAUCACCGAAAUUGUAAAUCGAAUAACAAUAGUUGCUGAAUUUGUAAAAUCAUUUUGUUAUAACUGCUGCCUUGUAAUCGGUCCCUGUCCUUACCAUAACAUCCUCCCUCUUAUAAUCAUUAUUAUUUUUUUCAUCAAUAAAACAAAAUCAAUUAUAUACAUUAUUAUUAUUACAUAUUAUUGUUGGCGUUCGUUCGUUCGUUCAUUCAUAUUCAUUUCCUUUUUUUUCGAAACUUUCUUUAGUUAUUUUUUCGUUAUUAUUAUUAUUAUUAUUAUUAUUAUUAUUAUUAUUAUUAUUAUUUCUUUGCGUAAUAUUCGUUCGUUUCGAGAAAGCGAGAUGAUACAUAGUGUGUUGUUUUGUACUGCCUUGAGUCACAUGGUGUACAGGAGGCUGUAUUAUAAUAAAUUAUUGUGGUUUUCUCGUAAUGUUAACAUUCCUAGAUCCUAAAUAUGUACAGAUCCCAAACAUUGAGAUUUGAGCCAACUAAACGGAAGGCAUAUUAAAAAAAAAAAGUAUGUAUAACUAUUAUGUUACUGAUGUACUACUUAUUACUACUAUUACUACUACGACGUUGACGGAGAAGAGCCGAGAAAAAAGAAUACCUUGUGACCAUGGCUAUUUAUAUGACUAAUUAAUUGCGUGCGUGCGAUGAUUACGAAUAUGAUGAUACGAUGAUGAUAAUAUGAUAAUACGACAAGCUCUACGGAGAGAGAGAAAAAAUAAAAUAAUAAUAAAAUAAAAUGAAAAAGAGGUACUUUCAAUACCUAAUUGAACGCAUUAACUACUCCUUUUUCUUAAUUUAAAAGAUGGGAAAAAAUAAUAGUGACUAAAAUAAACCCUGAGCGGCAAGUAAUCGUAACUACAGUAUUUAUUAUUGUUAUUUUACUUUUUUUUAUUAAUUAUCGUUAAAAAGUCAUCGCAAUUUACAGACUGACUGCACCUAUUGACUUGGCUCACGAUCAGCAGCUACAGUUUAGCCGCCACUGACGACGUAAAAAAAAUAACUUCAUUCUCCCCUGCUGCACACUGUCACAUAAAAAAUGAUUGUAUUAUUAUAAAGAUGAAGUAAAAAGAAAAAAAAAAGAGAAAGAAACCUGUUUUUUAGAGGGAGCUAGAGGACGAAUACUGUAAAAUAUGAAAUUGUAAUAUUUUAAUACUGAUUUGCAGAAUGUGCAUAAUUUUAACAUAGCUGGUUAAAAAAUGAAUUGUACUGAUACGAAAAGAAAGAAAAAAAAUAUAUACGAAGAACACAAGAAAAAAACUGCAACCAACAAUUAUAAUAUAAAAAAAAAUCCAUUUGAUGGAGGUAAUAAUGAAAAACAAAUAUUGAAAAACUCAUGACAGAAAGGAUUCUCUGUGUUAUUUUAGGGAAUCGUAAUAGUUACAAAAGGAAAAUGUUUGUUUUGUAUAUCUCUUAGGGAUAAAUAAACUUUUCAAAAAAUA